Messenger RNA from Parnassius apollo (apollo), 678 nucleotides. NCBI's taxonomy places the organism in Eukaryota, Metazoa, Arthropoda, Insecta, Lepidoptera, Papilionidae. The record is from the annotation of a GenBank genome assembly.
AUGAAACCUAAGACAGGAGCUAGUGGAUUUUUACACCGCCACUACACCACCACUACACCACCACUACACCACCACUACACCACCACUACACCACCACUACACCACCACUACACCACCACUACACCACCACUACACCACCACUACACCACCACUACACCACCACUACACCACCACUACACCACCACUACACCACCACUACACCACCACUACACCACCACUACACCACCACUACACCACCACUACACCACCACUACACCACCACUACACCACCACUACACCACCACUACACCACCACUACACCACCACUACACCACCACUACACCACCACUACACCACCACUACACCACCACUACACCACUACUACACCGCCACUACACCGCCACUACACCACCACUACACCACCACUACACCACCACUACACCAUCACUACAACACCACUACACCACCACUACACCACCACUACACCACCACUACACCACCACUACACCGCCACUACACCGCCACUACACCACCACUACACCACCACUACACCACCACUACACCACCACUACACCACCACUACACCGCCACUACACCACCACUACACAACCACUACACCACCACUACACCACCACUACACCACCACUACACCACCACUACACCACCACUACACCACCACUACGCGGUACUCUACUCUAG